UAUAAUCUUGAUGCUCACGAAAAACGAAUAUUGCAAUUUAUAAUCUGAACUCUCUACAAAUCUUUGAUUCUUCUCUCUCUGCCUCUUCCUCGCACGCACCACCCUCCGUCGCCGCCGCAGCCGCAGCCACUCCCCUCUCCGUCAAGCUGCAACCUCUGGAGUUUAGCAUGGGAACAUACACACAUUACAAGUAGAAGAAAAUUAAAUUGAAGAGGAAGAAGCUAGAUAGAUACUGUUUCAUAUUUGUUUGAAUUCAUUCAGUUCCAAAUAAAUGGCAAGCAAGAAGCUCCUUCGUGAUUUUUUACUGUCCAAGCAAUCACUCUUUCUUCCUCGCCAGGGUUUGAGUAUCAGUAGGAGGUUGCCGCCUUUGGUUUCGGUCGAUAGGCGUAGAUAUAGUGUCUUUAAAGAGUUCUCUGAGAAGAUUAAAGGUGAAGUUAAAAGCAAUCCAGAAUUCGAAAAGUCUGUCAAGGAGCUGAAAGAAAGAACAAAGCAGACAACUGAGCAGCUGUACAAACAGGUUGAUGAAGUGUGGACAGAAGCUGAAGCUACAGCGAAAAAGGUUUCUCACAAUGUAAAAGAGAAACUAUCAGCCGCAAAUGAGGAGGUGAAAGAAACUUUUUGGAUAGGAAAGCAGGAUUCUUCAGGAUCAACUGACUAUUCAAAAAAGCAGAAUGCUGAUGCAAACCAAGGAAGUACGACAUCAUCGGGUGAAAAACAAAGCCAGCAUUCUAAGUCUAGUAAUGCUGAGGAGUCAUUGUUUGGCAAAUUUAAGUCCACCAUUUCCUCUUCCUCUUCAAACGUUUCUGCUGCCUUCCAAAAAUUAAAGGACACUAAAGUAGUCAAUGUAACCAAGAAAGGUUAUGACAUAAUAAAGGAGGAGUUAAGUAGUAACCCGACCAAGAGACAGCGUGCUCCUGUCCCAUCAAAUGAUGAAAUCAGUAAAAGAACCGAAAUUGUUGUUGUGCCAAUAAAACAAUCUUGGUGGAGUAAGAAGUUUGACGAGAUCAAGGACAAGGGGAAAAGCCUUCCUGUAUUCAAGCGAUUCAUCGAGCAUAGCGACCCAGUGAAGAGAAAGGGCCAGGAGAUACUAGAAGACAUUCGGGAGAGAUAUGAAACUACUGACAACCCCAUUAUUCACAAAAUACAAGAUAUCAAUGAUAGCAUGUUUCAAGAGACUGAUGCUGCUAUUUCUUACAAGGAAAUCCGUCAACGGGAUCCUUGUUUUUCCUUACCAGAAUUUGUGGGGGAAGUGCAGGAGGCAAUAAAACCCGUGCUCAAUGCUUACAUCAAGGGAGAUGUCAAAACACUGAAGAAGUACUGCAGCCCUGAGCUGAUAGAACGUUGUAAAGCAGAGCAUAAUGCUUACCAAAGUCAUGGUAUCUUCUUUGAUAACAAGAUUUUACAUGUAUCCGACGUUGAUGUAAGAGAGACCAAGAUGUUGGAAUCAUCUCCAGUUAUUGUUGUAAUGUUUCAAACACAACAAAUCCACUGCGUACGUGAUAGGCAUGGGGAAAUUACAGAAGGGGGCAAGGAUACAAUCCACAAUAUAUUCUAUCUUUGGGCUUUACAACAAGUGAACCAAGAAGAUAAUGCAGAAGAUGGCAUUUACCUAAUGUGGAAACUCAGAGAGAUGCACCAGCAAGGGAUUCAAGCCCUUAUCUAGGACUUAUUCUUCUUUUCACAAUUUUGCCUUUUGCGUUGAUGUUCUAUAGAUUUAUGAAUUUCAUUUCUCGUGGGCCAAUUGCUAUGUCCCUGUGAUGCGUCCUCUAAUAGUUUUUUAACACUAACGACUUGAAAAAAUAAUGUGUACUGUAACGAGUUCAUUGAUGUAUAAGAUAUGAGCUAGCUAGAUUCGUCAA
Lotus japonicus is the source of this 1859-nucleotide messenger RNA. RefSeq names its product mitochondrial import inner membrane translocase subunit TIM44-2-like. Gene Ontology annotation, cellular component: mitochondrial inner membrane. Lineage: Eukaryota; Viridiplantae; Streptophyta; Magnoliopsida; Fabales; Fabaceae. The record is from RefSeq and is a predicted model, not a curated record. Gene Ontology annotation, molecular function: protein-folding chaperone binding. The transcript is spliced from 15 exons. Gene Ontology annotation, biological process: protein import into mitochondrial matrix. The coding region runs from base 272 to 1663 and encodes 463 amino acids.